AUGUUUUGUUUGCCCUCUCUCCCCCCCUCCCCUAGUGAGGUCGUUCGUACCAGCCCCUCGGAGAACUCGGUUGCAUUUUUUGCCAGUCGUCAGAUUGAAUCGGAUUGGUUCCCCUCGAUCACAGAGAAGAAGAAGGACGGCAACUCACCGGUCUACUUCCAAAAACUAAUGGCUCCGGUCUUUGCGGGCACCAGGCCUUACGUGCUUGUGCUAAAUUUUGUUCCAGAAUUGUCUUGCGAGAUCAAGGAAUAA
Dibothriocephalus latus is the source of this 252-nucleotide messenger RNA. The record is from the annotation of a GenBank genome assembly. Lineage: Eukaryota; Metazoa; Platyhelminthes; Cestoda; Diphyllobothriidea; Diphyllobothriidae.